Messenger RNA from Geosmithia morbida, 795 nucleotides. Its product is annotated as capping protein (actin filament) muscle Z-line, alpha. NCBI's taxonomy places the organism in Eukaryota, Fungi, Ascomycota, Sordariomycetes, Hypocreales, Bionectriaceae. Gene Ontology annotation, molecular function: actin filament binding. Gene Ontology annotation, cellular component: actin cortical patch; F-actin capping protein complex. Gene Ontology annotation, biological process: barbed-end actin filament capping; actin cytoskeleton organization. The transcript is spliced from 5 exons. Bases 1 to 795 code for a protein of 264 amino acids. The record is from RefSeq and is a predicted model, not a curated record.
AUGUCGCACCUCGAGGCUGUGUCGGCCUUUGUGGAGGGAGCCCCCCCCGGCGAGUCCAUCACAGCCGAGACGGAGCCUGAGCUCGUCGACCAACUCACCCCGGCCUUCAAGAAGUACAACGAGGAGCAGUUCAUCACGGUGAAGCUUCCUGGAAGCAGCCAGCCGGUCAUCAUCAGCUCGCACAACUCCAUCGGUGACGACCGGUAUUUCGACGUUGAGACCUCGUGCAGCUUCUCGUUCGACCACGCUACACAGACUGCCAGUGACGUGCAGAGCUACGGCGUCGAUGGUCCCCAGGCCGACCUUGUCAAGUCGACGCUCAAGGCCCUAGGCGUCUACGUCAAGGAACACUACCCUAACGCUGCGUAUGGCGUAUACCCUACCGAGUCGGACAGCAAGGUUGCCGUCGUCAUCGUGGCCAGCAAAUACAGCCCCAGCAACUACUGGAACGGUCGUUGGAGGUCCUUCUACAUCUUCAACCCGUCGGACGGUAGCCUCGAGGGCUCCGCCAAGGUUGACGUCCACUAUUACGAGGACGGCAACGUGCGCCUCCUGACGGACAAGGGUGUGUCGGCUUCGGUGCCCUCGGGCACGGGCGCCGGGAUCGCAAAGGAGAUUUCGGCCGCCGAGAAGAAGUACCAGGACGAGCUGAACAGGGGCUUCGUCAGCCUCAGCGAGGGUGCCUUCAAAGGUCUGCGGAGACAGCUACCUGUAACCAGGCAGAAGAUUGAGUGGGACAAGGUCACCGGUUACCGUCUUGGCCAGGACAUUGGCGGUGGAAGCUCCAAGAGGUGA